UCAAUACCGAAUAGUCAAGAGAAGGAAGAGGCUGUGAGCAACUCAAACUCUUUCUCUAUUCGCCCUGGUUUUGUUGUUUUCUUUUUUCGUUGAGGGUUGUAAAUCCUCUCAAAAAUUCCCAGAACACCCGCUCUUUCAGAAACCAAAAAGAAAAAAAGAAAAAAAAAAAAAACUAACAAACCAAAAUGGCGUUCGAGAAGAUCAAGGUGGCCAAUCCCAUCGUCGAGAUGGACGGAGAUGAAAUGACUCGGGUUUUCUGGCAAUCAAUAAAGGAUAAGCUUAUAUUCCCCUUUUUGGAUUUGGACAUCAAGUACUUUGAUCUUGGCCUUCUUAAUCGUGAUGCCACUGAUGACAAAGUUACAGUCGAAAGUGCAGAGGCUACUCUAAAGUACAAUGUAGCAAUUAAAUGUGCUACAAUCACCCCAGAUGAGGCUCGUAUGAAGGAGUUUAAAUUGAAGAGCAUGUGGAAGAGUCCAAACGGGACAAUUAGGAAUAUUUUGAAUGGUACUGUCUUCAGGGAACCUAUCAUCUGCAAAAAUAUCCCCCGUCUCGUCCCAGGUUGGACAAAGCCGAUAUGCAUUGGAAGACAUGCUUUUGGUGAUCAAUAUCGAGCAACUGACACAGUCCUUAAAGGACCUGGAAAACUGAAGUUGGUGUUUGUGCCAGAAGGAGAAGGUGAGAAGCUAGAGCUAGAGGUAUACAACUUUACCGGAGCUGGGGGAGUUGCAUUAUCCAUGUACAACACAGAUGAGUCCAUCCGUGCGUUUGCUGAGGCUUCUAUGAACACUGCCUAUCAGAAAAAAUGGCCUCUUUAUCUUAGCACUAAAAAUACUAUUCUUAAGAAGUAUGAUGGGAGAUUCAAGGACAUUUUCCAAGAAGUUUACGAGGCCAACUGGAAAUCAAAGUAUGAGGCUGCAGGCAUUUGGUAUGAACACCGUCUGAUUGAUGAUAUGGUGGCUUAUGCGCUCAAAAGUGAAGGAGGUUAUGUUUGGGCCUGCAAGAAUUAUGAUGGAGAUGUUCAGAGCGACUUCUUGGCUCAAGGGUUUGGAUCUCUUGGAUUGAUGACAUCUGUCCUGGUAUGCCCUGAUGGAAAGACUAUAGAAGCUGAAGCUGCCCAUGGUACCGUUACCCGCCAUUACAGGGUUCACCAAAAGGGAGGUGAAACUAGCACAAACAGCAUAGCUUCUAUAUUUGCUUGGUCACGAGGCCUUGCUCACAGGGCAAAGUUGGAUGACAAUGCAAGACUUCUGGAUUUCACUCAGAAAUUGGAAGCUGCUUGUGUUGGAGCCGUGGAAUCUGGGAAGAUGACCAAGGAUCUUGCUCUACUUAUCCACGGAUCUAAGGUUAGCAGGGACCAGUAUCUGAAUACUGAGGAGUUCAUUGACGCUGUGGCAGCAGAACUCAGAGCAAAACUUUCUAGCUGAGCAUUAUGGUACGUGCACAAUUAUUUUACAUGAGCCAGGUGGGCAAAGUGAAGUCUGAGGGGCCAUUUUCGAAUUUGAGAUUACUGAAAAAUAAAGAAAAAGAAGCUUGGGGAGAGGUAAAAGAGGUUCCCUGGGGAUUGUUAUUGUCUUGAGGGGGGACUUUGUGGCCUUUUUCGAUUCAUGUUAUAGACAGCUAAAUAUUAUGAUUUAAUCUCCUAAAUUGUAUGGGUUUCUUUAUAGUACUAUAUAUUUCCUGGAAAUGUAUUUUAUUACGUUUCUGGUUUGAUUAAUCUUCUACAUAUUUCCAUUUUAUGCU
Molecule: messenger RNA, 1740 nt
Organism: Ziziphus jujuba (common jujube)
Lineage: Eukaryota; Viridiplantae; Streptophyta; Magnoliopsida; Rosales; Rhamnaceae
Product: isocitrate dehydrogenase [NADP]
Exons: 16
Coding region: 186-1424 (412 amino acids)
Biological process (GO): isocitrate metabolic process
Cellular component (GO): mitochondrion
Molecular function (GO): magnesium ion binding; isocitrate dehydrogenase (NADP+) activity; NAD binding
Source: RefSeq, a predicted model, not a curated record